This is a messenger RNA of Apis florea (little honeybee), 1738 nucleotides long. Its product is annotated as cyclin-L1. Gene Ontology annotation, molecular function: cyclin-dependent protein serine/threonine kinase regulator activity. Gene Ontology annotation, biological process: regulation of transcription by RNA polymerase II. Lineage: Eukaryota; Metazoa; Arthropoda; Insecta; Hymenoptera; Apidae. The record is from RefSeq and is a predicted model, not a curated record.
UUCUUUAUAUAUAUAUAAGUAGUAAAGUUUAAAGUUAUACUUCGGGAAGGUAUGGUUCAUUCGAGGAAAUGAAAGGUUAACCUAUUUUUUACUAAGUGAUUGAAGAAAAAGUUUUUACUGUGUUUCAACAGUGAAACUUAUAAUGAGUAAUACAAAAGAAAAUUCUACGGCUCCGGCAAAAAAUACAACAACAGGCAAUACGAAACCUUAUGGAAAAAUCGUGCUAACACUUCAAAAUUGUCUUUUACCUGAAGAAAAACUCAACUCGACGCCGUCGCAUUUAGAUGGAUUAGACGCAGAAACCGAAACUGAUCUAAGAAUAUUAGGAUGUGAAUUAAUUCAGACAGCUGGUAUUUUAUUGAAAUUACCACAGGUUGCAAUGGCCACAGGACAAGUUAUAUUUCAACGAUUUUAUUAUAGUAAAUCGUUAGUUAGGCAUAAUAUGGAAACAACUGCAAUGGGCUGUAUCUGUUUAGCUAGUAAAAUUGAAGAAGCACCUAGACGUAUUAGGGAUGUUAUUAAUGUGUUUAAUCAUAUUAAACAAGUUUCUAGCCAAAAGCCAAUACAACCAGUAAUACUUGAUCAAAAUUAUGUAGCCCUAAAGAAUCAAGUAAUUAAAUCUGAAAGGAGAGUCCUAAAAGAAUUAGGUUUUUGUGUUCAUGUAAAACAUCCUCAUAAAAUAAUUGUUAUGUAUUUGCAAGUAUUGGGCUAUGAAAAAAAUCAUGCUUUGAUGCAACAAUGUUGGAAUUAUAUGAAUGAUUCCUUAAGAUCUGAUGUAUUCUUAAGAUAUCAACCAGAAACUGUUGCUUGUGCAUGUGUAUAUUUAGGAGCAAGACAACUUCAAUUACCUUUACCUACUUCACCUGCUUGGUUUUCUCUUUUUAAAGUUAAUGAAUCUGCAAUUAGAGAUGUUUGUCGUCGUAUAUUACGACUUUAUUUUCGACCUCGUGUUAAACCAGAACAAUUAGAAAAACGCGUAGAGGAACUUCGUCGACAAUAUCAGGAAGCAAGAACCAAAGCAAGAAGUGGAGAUGUCGAUAGCCAUACACCUAGCCCACCACUGCCCAAACAUCAUAAUGCUUGGGGUGGAUUCAUUAGUCGUAGCGGUACUCAUGCUGCACCCGAAAGAACAAAGUCACCUAGGCGUUCGAAAUCACCAAGUACUUCACCAUCUAGAGGUGAAGGAACAAAGCAUUCCAAGAGAAAAAAACAUAGUAGAAGCAGAUCUCGCAGUCAUAGUCAUGGACGAUCUCGAAAACCGAAAAAAGCGCAACGAAGACGAUCCGGCAGCCACAAAUCAUCUCGUAGUCGUUAUAGAUCACGUAGUCGAUCUCGAGAUAGAGAUGUAGAAAAAUCAAGUAAACAUCGCAGUAAACACAGACGACAUUGAAUUAUUUAAUGUACAAAAAAUCAUUAUACAUAUAGAUAUUGCAAAAAAGAAAAAUUACUGCGAACACAUGGGCUGUCACAUUCAAUUUGUAAUAUAAUAUGGGGCCUUUUUUAUCUCUGUUAAUUAAUAUACAUUUAAAUAGAACAAAUAAUUUCUACUGUAUGGUACAUAUCUUGAGUUAAUUUAACAAUGAUAUAACAGUAGAUUUGAAAUAAAUUAUUUCUAAGAAUGUUGAGUCAAAGUACCUCAAAAUAAAUGGUACAUUCUUGAAAAAAUAUUACAAGUAAUGAUACUUAAAAGAAAGCGUGUAUUUAAUACAAAACUUGAAAAUAAAAUUUUAUAUUCAUG